Aspergillus puulaauensis is the source of this 2004-nucleotide messenger RNA. Its product is annotated as putative 5'-nucleotidase. The coding region runs from base 1 to 2004 and encodes 667 amino acids. The transcript has 4 exons. Gene Ontology annotation, molecular function: hydrolase activity. The record is from RefSeq and is a predicted model, not a curated record. Gene Ontology annotation, biological process: nucleotide catabolic process. NCBI's taxonomy places the organism in Eukaryota, Fungi, Ascomycota, Eurotiomycetes, Eurotiales, Aspergillaceae.
AUGGCUUCCAUUGAAACCGAUGGUUCAUCCGUGACCUAUUCUUCUGAAAGAACCGGCGUCCCCGACCUCCGCCUUAUCCACUACAAUGACGUCUAUCACGUUGAGCCAGGUUCUGCCGAGCCAGCAGGCGGCGCCCCGCGCUUCCAGACCAUCAUAAACCACUACCGAUCGCAUUCCAGCUUCGACGGCCAACCCGCACCCCUCACCUUCUUCUCCGGCGAUGCGUUCAAUCCCAGUCUCGAGAGUACCGUUACAAAAGGGAGGCAUAUGGUUCCCUUCCUCAAUAAAGCAGGAACAGAUGUAGCUUGCAUGGGCAAUCAUGAUCUUGAUUUCGGCGUUGCGCAAUUCCGCCAUUUGCGCGACCAGUGCCAAUUCCCUUGGCUUUUGGCCAAUGUCUUAGAUCCAGCACUGGGCGAGGGUGUGCCGAUUGCAAACUGCGAGAAGACAUGCAUGCUGACAUCCUCCAAUGGGAUCAAAGUGGGAGUAAUCGGUCUGGGGGAACGCGAAUGGCUAGGAACGAUCAAUUCCCUUCCUCCUGAUCUUAUCUAUCAAUCCGCUUCAAAGACCGCGAUCGAGCUAGUCCCGGGUUUACGAGAGCAAGGAGCAGAAAUAAUCAUUGCUGUUACGCACCAACGAGAGCCAAAUGACCAUAAACUAGCAGAGAACAUCCCCCAUGGGAUGAUAGAUAUUAUCUUAGGAGGUCAUGACCAUUUCUACGGCCAUGCAUUCCUGAAUGGCGUUCACGUAUUACGAUCAGGUACCGACUUCAAGCAGCUGAGCUAUAUCGAGGCCUUCCGGAAAGCAGACGGCUCAGGCUGGGAUUUUAAUAUCAUUCGACGGGACAUGAACCGAUCGAUCCCCGAGGACCCAUCAAGUAUAGCUCUAGUCGCUAAGCUUACAAGUAGCCUAAAGGCUAAGUUAGAUAAGCCCGUUGGAUAUACCGUCCGCCCCCUUGAUGGACGAUUCUCUACCGUACGCUGCCGAGAGUCCAACUUGGGCAACUUUGCCUGCGAUCUGAUGCGCUUCUAUUAUCGCGCUGACUGUGCGUUAAUGGCAGGAGGUACUAUUCGUGGUGACCAAAUAUACCCUCCUGGGGUACUCCGUCUCCGCGAUGUUUUGAACUGUUUUCCUUUCGAAGAUCCUGUCGUUUUACUACGCCUGAAAGGCAAGGCCCUUUUUGAUGCGCUGGAAAACGGCGUAAGCCAACUUCCGGCCCUGGAAGGCCGCUUCACGCAGGUUUCCAAUAUCACCUUUAGUUUCAACCCAUCCGCGCCUACCGGCUCUCGCAUCAACUGGGCCAAGGUAGGCGGGAAACCGAUUGAUUUUGAACAGAGCUAUACACUAGCUACCAGAGGCUACAUGGCACGCGGGAAAGACGGCUUCGAAUCCCUUCUCGUUCAAUCCGAAGGCGGCGAGGUAGAAGAGCUCGUCGACGAAGAAAGCGGAACUCUCAUCAGCACAUUAAUACGACAAUAUUUCCUAAGUCUAAAGGUCCUAGGUAAAUGGCAACGCCUGGGAAAGAGCAUGACCCGGCAUUGGGCCGACGUGCAGAAGAACAUGCAAGACAGUGGCUUCCUAAAACCACCGUCCGCCCUUCCAUCGCCAAACGCAGAGAAGGUCCCCAGCCACUCACAACGCCCGCCCAUGCAACGCAAACAGCACUAUUACUACGGCCGCUUCGCCGAAGCUCGGACGCAAGCCGUAAGCGAAGAAGCAAAAGGGCCGGCGAUAGACGAUUCAAUGGACUCGGAUUCUGACGAAGAUCCGGACAUCCUUAUCUCUCCGCGGCCCAUCACCAACUAUGUCACCCUUCCCGCGCGGUCAGCAGAAGACGAGGAGUCCCGACUACGGCUGGCGCGCUGGGCGACGCGCCGUUGGUUGCGCAAGGUAGGGAUCAGCUCGACUAUGGACCAGGAGAACCAGGACGAUCCAUUUACACCGACUUGGACGCCAGGAAUUUCGCCCCGGCUGGAGGGCAGGAUUGUCAUCGAAGAGAAGGCGUGA